UCUAUAUAUUCUUCUUCCCGGCUUCUAGGGUUUUAGUUGUCGUCGUUGGAUCAAAUCGCGGAGGAAGCAGAGAAGCGUUAGCCAUGGCGUCCACGAAGGUCCAGCGGAUCAUGACCCAACCUAUCAAUCUCAUAUUUCGGUUUCUUCAAAGUAAAGCUCGCAUUCAGAUCUGGCUCUUUGAACAGAAGGACUUGAGGAUUGAAGGGCGUAUAAUUGGUUUUGAUGAGUAUAUGAACCUGGUUCUCGAAGAUGCUGAGGAAGUCAACGUCAAAAAGAACACCAAAAAGACAUUGGGGAGGAUUUUGCUCAAAGGAGACAACAUAACUUUGAUGAUGAAUACGGGGAAAUGAGUGUAUUGAACCUUCAACUCCUCUUUUACCUCAUUGCAGUAGCUGUUGUCUGAGAGGGUUGGUAAACUUGCUACUUGUUCCUGAUUUUAGCCACUCUGUAUGAUGAUAUGUAUUUUCUUCAAGAACAUUGCAAAAGCAUCAAAAUGUAUUCUCAUACUCUUUUAAGAUGGAAGCGAGAUUGCACCAGGUUUUGAA
Messenger RNA from Zingiber officinale, 545 nucleotides. RefSeq names its product small nuclear ribonucleoprotein E-like. NCBI's taxonomy places the organism in Eukaryota, Viridiplantae, Streptophyta, Magnoliopsida, Zingiberales, Zingiberaceae. Gene Ontology annotation, biological process: mRNA splicing, via spliceosome; spliceosomal snRNP assembly. The transcript is spliced from 6 exons. Gene Ontology annotation, molecular function: RNA binding. Gene Ontology annotation, cellular component: U4 snRNP; U2 snRNP; U1 snRNP. The coding region runs from base 84 to 350 and encodes 88 amino acids. The record is from RefSeq and is a predicted model, not a curated record.